GAGAGGCGUGGUGCAGAGGGGCCGGGGUGUCCCCGCCGGCGAGCCGUAACUGUCAGGCGUGCAGCAGCCGGCCUGCUCCAGCGCAGAGUCCACCAUCUGGGGGGAAAGAUGGCCUCUCCCGCUUCCUCCUCCUCCAGGCCGCUGGCCCGCUUCUGGGAGUGGGGCAGGACCAUCGUCUGCGUGGGGCGCAAUUACGCGGCGCACGCCCGGGAGAUGCGGACGGCGCUCCCUUCCCGGCCCGUCUUCUUCCUCAAGCCGGCCUCCGCCUACCUCCGCGAGGGCGCGCCCAUCCUCCGGCCCCCCUACUGCCGGGAGCUGCACCACGAGGUCGAGCUGGGGGUGGUGGUGGGGCGGAGGGCGCAGGGGGUCUCCGAGGAGGCGGCCCUGGCGCACGUGGCCGGCUACGCCCUCUGCCUGGACAUGACGGCCCGCGACACCCAGGAGGAGUGCAAGCGGCAGGGCCUCCCCUGGACGCCGGCCAAGGGCUUCCGCACCUCCUGCCCGGUCAGCGACUUCGUCCCCAAGGAGAGGAUCCCGGACCCCCACCGCCUCAAGCUCUGGCUGAAGGUCAACGGGGAGCUGCGGCAGGAAGGGGACACCUCCGACAUGAUCUUCUCCGUCCCCUACAUCAUCAGCUACAUCAGCAGCAUCAUCACGCUGGAGGAAGGGGACCUCGUGCUGACCGGGACCCCCAAGGGGGUUUCUGCCGUGCAGGGGGGCGAUGAGAUCGAAGCCGGCAUCCAGGGGGUGCUGAGCAUGCGGUUUAAGGUGGAAGAGCUGGAGUGAGCCCCCUUUUCUGGGGAGAGGGCUUUCCGACUUCAGAUCAUGGGACACUGGCAGUCCUCUCUGCGGGACUCAAGAGGCGGAAGUCCUCUGUAGCUCACAAGGACAGGGCCUUACCUCUUCCCACCCAGAUGGGGAGACUUUCUUUGGCUCACAAAAGAGGAGAGAAUGGUGGAGAGGCCGCUCACCUGCCCCUGUUUGAAUGAGCAAAGUUGAAAAGUUUCUCUGUGGGAAAUUUCAAACCUCCCUGUGGCCUUUCUUGAAAACACACAGCCAAACAGUGAAGGAAAUAUUUUUUUUUCUGUGGUGUCACAAUGCACCGGGUGCCUUAGACAGAGAGUGUGAAAAUUACAUUAAAAUGAUUCUACUUAUGUAAAAUUUAAGUAGCUAUAAUGAGUAUAUGCUCCAUUUUUUGUUUUCUCAGUUAUGUGUUAGUUUCUCUUUGUCUGUUCUAUUGUCUGUUUAUCUUUCU
Messenger RNA from Gekko japonicus, 1255 nucleotides. RefSeq names its product fumarylacetoacetate hydrolase domain containing 1 (gene FAHD1). Gene Ontology annotation, molecular function: acetylpyruvate hydrolase activity. The transcript has a single exon. The record is from RefSeq and is a predicted model, not a curated record. Lineage: Eukaryota; Metazoa; Chordata; Lepidosauria; Squamata; Gekkonidae. The coding region runs from base 109 to 786 and encodes 225 amino acids. Gene Ontology annotation, cellular component: mitochondrion.